AUGGUGGCUUCUCAGAGGAAAUAUAUAUGCUCGUACUGCGCUAAGGCGUUCUCUCGGUCAGAACAUAGAACAAGGCAUGAGAGAUCGCACACAGGGUACAAGCCGUUCCAAUGUAAGAUUUGCCAACACUGUUUUGUGAGGAGAGAUCUCGUGCAGCGACACAUCAAGACCGUUCACAGGCUGCUGAUCCUGUCGAAUAAGACUGAAAUUUUGCACCAGCCAAUAGACCAGAUCAACUGGCCGAACUUGCUGCUCAGUAGUUCUACCAAUUAUGACGGGAACACUCAGGGGGGCAUUCCACUGAUGAAAUCAGAUGAUGAUGAAGACGUCCUGGAUAAACUGGCCAAGAAGAUAAUUAACGUUAACACUACUCCAAAGGAUGCAGGUACAGCAGCAGAUACGGUACCGCAACCAUCAGCAUCGGUGCCCACCUCGGCGUCCUCCUCGGUCAGGGAAUCACUAGAACCGUCAAAUUUCACUACAACGGAUUCGGAACAAAGUCUGGGGACUGUAGAGAGGAGGAAAAGUUUCAAACUACCUAUAUGUAACGUCAAUGAUGUUGUGAUAAAUGAAAACUUGACGAAAUCAAUAAUCAAUCAGUUCCCACAGGUGAUGAAACAUAGAAGUAAAGACCUGAUCAAGUUUUUCAAUUUCGGCUGGAAGUUCCUAAUCAACGAUACAAAACUGUUUGCAGACACUUUCCAUACACUGUUCCUAAAGGACCUCACUGGAUCACCCGGUGAUGAUGUAAUACUAUUCCACAAAAUUUGGGACGUCAACAACGAACAGGAAUUCCCGUUUCUGGCGAUGUCCAUAACGUACUUGGGUUACCACCUCAUUGAAAAUACAACCUCCAGGUUUGACGAACAGUUUUGGUCCUUCUGUUGGAACGAGUGUAUUACGACACACCCUGUUCCUUCAGCUGGGAAUAACGCACCACAAUACAACUUCCUCUCAAUGACACUGCUGCUGUAUGUCAUCCUGGAUUUAUCGUACACUUCGUUGGCAAAUAGCGUCUUCAGUAUUUACCAGCGUAACUUGCUCCAAGAAUUGAACACUUUCCAAUUACAGGAUCUCAACGGCUACUUCAAUAUUUGGACGUACUUGGUGCAUCUCACAGACGAAUUUGAUACAGUGUCGUCCUCCAUCUACAACAUGUUCUUGGAACAAUAUUUCCAUUUGAGCGAAAACGAUUCAUCAUCUUUGAAGGAUAUCAUACAGAAGUAUUCGGACCUGCUAAUAAACGGACCCUUAUCUUCAAAAGCGUUCAAUCUUCUACCAUCGUUACUCUUCAUAGAGGCCAACAACAACUACAAGAUGACAGCACAGAAGAAGUUUUCCCUGGGGAACUUCAAGUCUAUGGAGGACCUCCACAAUAUAAUAAUCAGGCUCAACAAGUGGUACGCGGACAGAAACUCCCCAUCUGCCAACGUAAACAGCGCAGACCUGAUGCUCAGGGACUCACCACUAAUCAUUAUUCCAAACGCAACCCAGGAUAAUUGGAAAAGAAAUUUUUUCAUUUCAAUGGCGCCGACCAAAUUUAAGCAGAUACUGAACGACUACACAAUAAUCCCUAGUACAAUCAACCACUGGCUGCUCCUUGAGUCCACCUGGUUUGAAUUCAUUAGGAAUUUGUCCAACUCAGACUACUUGUUCAAAAAAACCUGGUUUCUGGAUAACACUGCCCAUCACGGUCUGUUUUUGGACAGCAACAUGAUCAACAACAAUCUGAGCAUUUGCUCCCUGCCGAUCAUUCUACUUCUCCUCACACCUCAAAAUAAUAUCACAACGACACAAUGGGACAUCGAUGUUAGAUUACAACGGUUCUUACCGCUAAUCGUGGAUGUCAUGGUCCUCCAAUACAAACUUUUCAGCAGCGAGUUGAAUAUCACCACGAACAACACGGCAAUGAGAAUCCAGGGGUUUUUAACGAACCCAAUCAUUCAGAUCUUGUUUUAUGUCUGGUACAUUAUCAUAUACAAGAUGGACGGCACCACCUCGGCAAUUUAUAGCCAAUUGGAGAUCGACACUGUAAACAACUUCAUGAACACAUACAUCCUAAAUUCAGAAAAGAAAGUGGAUACGGACAAACUGAUAGAACGCGAUUUGAACUCGUUUUUGUUUGAUCCAAAGUCCGAUUGUUACAUCGGGUACAGAUACCUACUUUCAAGGGUGACAAAUUUCAUUCAGGAUGGCAUCUUACGGAACAAAAUUGUGGCGAGCGGACACUUGAGCUAUCAAAUGACUUGCCAGACUCUGGAUUUCAUGAAAAGGGUUGAGUUUUCUCAACAAGAGCACGAUUUGUGGGAGAGAACGGUAUCUAUAUCGGGGCCAACUAUAUCCCCCUUCGGAUCGACUCUGGACAGGACUAUGAGAAGAAGCUCGAGCACAGCAACGAGUAACUCGCGACCAUCACUUACUCUGGCCACUUCACCCAUGUCUCUAUCUCCUUAUUCCACGAGAAGGAAAGGUUCCAUCAUAUCAGUCACGGAGGACGGGAAAGCGUUCUUGCUCCCACCUCUUAAUUUCGACGCUGCUGAUUCUGAAAGUGGGAAAAUCAACAAUGGCUUGAAUAGUGGUAUGGCGAAUACUACAUCUUCCACUGGAACCUCAGGGACAUUUUCUAUACCGAACGCACCUGCCACCUCUUUGAAUAACAAUACUGGUAAUGCUUUUGCGGGGAAUGGCCCUUUCGGGAAAUUGGAUGCGUACUCAUUCCGGGAAGCUCUUAAUAAAAUAGACAAGAGGCGCAGAGCGUCUGUACCCAUCCUACAUACGGCGACUGCCGGUUCUUCAAUUGGGACACGAUUGGGUGGCUCUCACAACGAAACUGACAUUCAUAGAAAGAUUCCAGCUAAUUUGGGUUCCGAUAUGAGUACGACACCUAAGCGAGGCAUCCACCGUCCUUCUAUCCCUGGCGCAUCUGUCGCACCUACAACUAUAACGGAAAUGGCCAAUGCUAAUGACCUGAAUGAAAAGCCCACCGAAAACGCACUACAUUUACCGUCACCAUCGCAGCUAUUCGGGAUAUAA
Messenger RNA from Huiozyma naganishii CBS 8797, 3033 nucleotides. RefSeq lists its product as uncharacterized. The record is from RefSeq and is a predicted model, not a curated record. The transcript has a single exon. The coding region runs from base 1 to 3033 and encodes 1010 amino acids. Gene Ontology annotation, cellular component: chromatin. Gene Ontology annotation, biological process: regulation of transcription by RNA polymerase II. Lineage: Eukaryota; Fungi; Ascomycota; Saccharomycetes; Saccharomycetales; Saccharomycetaceae. Gene Ontology annotation, molecular function: RNA polymerase II cis-regulatory region sequence-specific DNA binding; DNA-binding transcription factor activity, RNA polymerase II-specific.